This is a messenger RNA of Paraphaeosphaeria sporulosa, 867 nucleotides long. RefSeq names its product Cloroperoxidase. The coding region runs from base 1 to 867 and encodes 288 amino acids. Lineage: Eukaryota; Fungi; Ascomycota; Dothideomycetes; Pleosporales; Didymosphaeriaceae. Gene Ontology annotation, molecular function: peroxidase activity. The transcript has 3 exons. The record is from RefSeq and is a predicted model, not a curated record.
AUGAGUCUCGUGAAGAAAGCCAGCAAGCCCUUCAUCCUGCUCUUUGUCCUUGCGUGGGACUUGGGACUAUUCAUACUCAAUGUGGUUAUUCCUAAGCGUAAAGUUGGGCAUGUUGUGCCGGUAGGAGCGCCGGGGCAUGCGCGGAAUUGGCCAGCGUAUGAAGCUCCUAAGCCGGGCGACUCUCGCUCUUCUUGUCCUAUGCUCAAUGCGCUAGCCAACCACAACAUCCUUCCUCACUCGGGCCGCGACAUCCCUUUCCGUACACUCAACACCGCCAUCCGCGAAUGCUUUAAUUUCGCGCCCAGCUUUUGCUUCUUUGUGCCGCACUUCGCUGCCGACUUCCUGAACCGCUCGUACUGGAGCGGUACUCUCGACUUGGAGGAGCUGAGCUUGCACAAUGCGAUCGAGCAUGAUGCCAGCCUGACAAGGCGGGACGUCGCGCUCGAACCUGACCAGGCGAAACCUGACAUACUACUUGUGGAACAGUUGCUAGCUGGAGCUACAGGCGGAACGCCUGAGGCCAGACUGUUGACGAAGCAGGAUCUCAGCGCGGCCUUGACUCGCAGGAGGGUGGAGAGCAAAAGGGAAAAUGCAUCGUAUACUGAGUCCCUAUUCCACAAGGGGUUUGGAAGCGCGAAUUCAUCAACAAUGCUAACCAUCUUCGGCGGCCGCAUCAACGACCUUAGACCCAUGCUCUUAGAGGAAAGGUUCCCUGAUGAUUGGGAGCCGCGUAUUCGCUCGCACUUCGGCCUUACCAUGGCGGCAUUCAAUGGAACGGUUUUACCGGUCGAGAGGGGCGUUGAUACGAGAGCGUACGUCAAAAAGCUCGAAGGCGAAGACGCGGAACCUACCGAGGCCUCGAAAUGA